Molecule: messenger RNA, 2786 nt
Organism: Danio aesculapii
Lineage: Eukaryota; Metazoa; Chordata; Actinopteri; Cypriniformes; Danionidae
Gene: fibinb
Product: fin bud initiation factor b
Exons: 1
Coding region: 275-907 (210 amino acids)
Source: RefSeq, a predicted model, not a curated record
CUAAACCUAGCGCACAGUCUGAACGGUCCAGAUGUUUAAACAGACACGAGGAAGGACAGGGCGAGCGUGUAUGCGGCUCACGCAUGUCGAAUUCGCCAAGAACGCAGGAAAACGAAACCGCAAUCUCAUACUAAGGACGCUUCUGUUUGUUUGAGCUGUUUCCUGUCGGCUUCGCUCGGCAUUUUACGCCCUGAACAUGCGUGGGGUUGGAGAGUUUGCGUGAAGUUUGUGGAGCAGAGCUUAAGGUAGCCUAUUAUUGAUUGUGAUAAGAGAGAUGGGUGCGAUGGCUUCCCCUCUGUUCUUACUGAUAGCCUGUCUGCUCUCAAUGCGUGUCGGAGGAGCCUUUUUUGCGGGCCCCCUGUAUCCAGAGAUGUCCAACGGCACGUUUCAUCAUUAUUUCGUGCCGGACGGCUACUAUGAAGAAAACGAUGAUCCUGAGAAAUGUCAGAUGCUCUUCAAAAUGACGGACAAUCGCAAAUGCACCCUGGACGAGGACCAAGACUCGGUGAUCCGGGACGAUUUCACUAUUAUCAAGCGGCACAUCGAGGACGCGGCGCGGGUGCUCGAGGGCAUUGGGAAGAGCAUCUCCUUCGACCUGGACGGAGAGGACAGCUAUGGGAAAUAUCUCAGGCGGGAGACGACCCAGAUCAGCGAAGCGUUUUCCAACUCCGAGAAAUCCCUUCUGGAGCUGGAGGUGAAGUUCAAACAGAGCCAGGAAAACGAGCUGAAAGAGGAGCACAAGAUCAGCGACGACUUCCUCAAUAUGAUCGUGCACACGCGCGACGUGCUGAAGGAGACGCUGGACAUUUCGCUGGGGCUGAAGGACAAGCACGAGCUGCUGUCACUCAUCAUCCGCAGUCACGGGACCCGCCUGAGCCGCCUGAAGAACGACUAUAUGAAGGUGUAGACAACUGCCUCUAGUAUGUAGCCCGAGAAUCUCAAUGGAAAAGCAGUCAUUCCAUCCAAUUGGUACCUAUUCUAUUGUAUGUUACUUGUACUUGUUUUUUAGUAAAUAACUAAUCCCACCAUUCUACUAGCCUACAAGUUAAAGUUCUGAAUAACUAUACCAAACGUUUCGAAACUAAACUUUACAAGUACUGUUUGUAUAAGUUCGGUACAAUACACACAAGUAUCUCAGUUGUUGGUAUUAUUAAUCAUCCCAGUAACUCAACAGUAAGGUCCUUCACAAAAAAAUGGUUCUUAGAAAAAAAAAAAAAAUUCACUCUCUUCAAGGUUCUUGAUACCUUUAUUUUUUGCAGAGCAUGCACUGGUCUAUUAAAUGGAAGCAUAUUAGUUGACCGUUAGUUAAUACCAGGAAACUGGACACUUUCAAGUUACUAGAACUACACAUCAGAAGUCAAUAGAUGUCCCAGUUAAAUGUACUGUAUGAAAAACGCUUUAUUGCAAACUGCAAUAAAUAAGCUGCAAUUUAUAUGAGCUGAAUUUAAACGAACAAAUUAAGUUGAACAUUACUAAAUUUAAUUAGUUUGUUUAAAUUCAUCCCAUAUAAAUUGUCUACAACCAACCUAAAACAGAGUAAAUGCAAUGAAUAAUUUUUUUUCAUUAAAAACAUUUUAAAAUAUUAUAUGAACAAUUAGUCAUCAGUCAGAUUAACAGAGUAACAAAAGUUCAAUGGACUCAUAAGGUUAAUUUGAUUCCGCUUAAAAAAUUAAAAAGGCAACCAGGAUUUUUUUAAAGUGAUAGGAGUAUAAGCAAACAUAGCUAUUGAAUCACUUGCAAUAGUAAGUAGCUGCAAAUAAUAUUUAAAUAUAUUAUGUAAAAUAUAUUAGUCACUAUUGGAUUGCUUUAAAAUGAGUACUAGUAACAUACAAAUAUACAACACAUUUUUUAGGAGUAUAAUUUUUUUCUCUGUAGCUACUAGGAUGAUGCAGCUAUUGUGCAAUAAAUGAAAGCCGGUAUUCACUUAAUAGCAGCAAUCGUACAUGAUGGACAGCCAUUAAAUGCUUCAAACUUGGCAGUCUUACUGCCAUUGAGUGCUUAGUCUUUAAUGUCAUUUGCAGAUCAUGAUAAUAUGACUGGAAUCUCAGUCUAACCAACAUAGUUUUACCUCUGAGAGGAGACACACAGAGCACUGGGAUUCAGUGUUGAGUUUCUCGUUAUUUUCUCAGAUAAUGAUGUAGGCUGUGUUUGUGGAAACAUUUGCUCAUUUGCAUUGGCAUUACUUGAAUGUUUCAGAGAAAACUCACACCGGUUUAACAGAAGGAAUAUAGUUUUCAUUGUACAAAAUGUUAGCUGUCAUAUUCAUAUUAUUAUGAGAGCAUGUACCUAAUCGAAGUAUUCAAUCUGACAAUCCUCCACAAGAUAAUGACAUAAACGUAUUAAAACAGGAAUGAUCAUUAAUGUUACUAUAUAUGAUAGACUUGGAGGAAGAAAAACAUUUGCUUUUUUUGUACGUUAUGUUUUUGUGUGCCCUAUGAAAUUUAUAUAUUUUAAAAUGAGCUUUUAAAAUAUUCAACUGUGAGUUUUUAUAUUUAUGGAAAAGCUUAACUGCAUUCGAUUUAUAAAACUGUUUGUGUUGCAUUAAGUAUUCUUGAAACCCUAUGAGAGGUUAUGGGAAAAGGACCAUCUGGGCUGACAUAACCCAGACAAACCAAGAUGACUGCGGGCAGGAAUAUUGGACUUGAAGCAAUGUGUGAUGUGUAGUUCCAUUCCUGAGAUGUAUGUUUUGUAUAUUCCUUUUUGUAAUAAAAAUCUACAAGACAGUUUGUGUGUGUAUGCGAGAAAGAGAGUGCAAUAAAAGGCAAACAAAGUUUUAAAUAAAUUUA